This is a messenger RNA of Phalacrocorax carbo (great cormorant), 2338 nucleotides long. Lineage: Eukaryota; Metazoa; Chordata; Aves; Suliformes; Phalacrocoracidae. The record is from RefSeq and is a predicted model, not a curated record.
CCCGCGCAGCCGCAUUACGCGGCGGGGCGGUGGCGGGGCGGCCAUGUCGGUGCAGGAGGACCCGGUGCAGCGGGAGAUUCACCAGGACUGGGCCAACCGGGAGUACAUCGAGGUGAUCACCAGCUCCAUCAAGAAGAUUGCGGACUUCCUCAACUCCUUCGACAUGUCGUGCCGGUCCCGGCUGGCCACCCUGAACGAGAAGCUGACGGCGCUGGAGCGGAGGAUCGAGUACAUCGAGGCGCGGGUCACCAAGGGCGAGACGCUGACCUAGGCCUGGGGCGGCCCCGGGCCCCCCCCGACCCCCGCCGGAGCACCAUGGCCCCACAGCCUGCUCGGGGCCCGCCGCCGCCACCGCCACCUCUGCUUGUGUUGCCAAUAAACAGCUGUGCUCCUGCCCUGCCUGCUCUCUGCCUGCCUGCCUGGGGCCGGGCCGCCGGGUGCCCGCCUCCCUGACACCGUCUUGGAUGUCCAGAGCCUGCCAUUCCACCUGCUGGGUCCAGGCCCACCUUCCUCCCCUUGCAUGGGGGCUCGACGGGAGGGGACAUGCUCGGGGGGCUGCAGGCCUGACUGCUGUCAGUUCUGGGAGGCACCUGACCAAUGUGGCUCAACCUUUGAGGUGCUUUGUGUUCCUGCUGGGGUCACAGUGGAAAAAUCUGGUGAUUCUGAUGGUUUGGAGGGUCUCUCAACCUCUCCGUGUGCACGCUGUCAGGGCUAGGUGGGGGGCGGUAGGCUCACCUGUCAUGGUGCACAUGCCACAGGAGAGUGCCCUUUGCUGGCAUCUAAGAAGAGGUGUUUACCCUUCUCUCUAGGGACAUAGGUGACAAGGAGGAGGAAAUCUCUUCCCACCACCCCUCUAUUUAUUUCAGUUUUUCAGUGGAUGCCUAGAGCUGCAGACUCAUUGCUCAUAUUUAGCAUUCGUUGGGGAGUCCAUGGAGUUGGUGUCAGUAAAAGUCUUCCUGUUUCCCAGCAGGCUUUAAAUGUCUUGGUAUGUUAUUCUCCAGCUGGAAGCUAUCUUUUUCAUUAUGGCAAUGUGAUGUCUGCAGUGUUUACUGGGCACCUGGGUAACUUAAUGUUCUUUAUAUUUUUGAGCUCGGCAGGUCUGACAUCAGCUCACCAAGAUCACAGUUUUGUUCUCCCUAGGAAGCUCUGUGUUUCCAUUCAUUGAAUAAGUGCUCCUCCAGCCUUUUCCUCAGCUCAUCUAGCCAGUUAAGCUUUACUUUCAGGUUGGGCUGUGCAUCUGGGAGGCUUGGCCACUUCUGGUGCAUAGUCCCUCCAUAGCUUACUGUCCAGUGGAGCAGCCACAGAUCAUUGUGCUUUCGCUCAGCAGCGAUAGCAAAUGAUGAGAUAUGGUGCUGUCAUACAAGAUUGGUAGGUAGAGGGAAAGCAGCUGUCUCUUUCCUAAGAGGCUCUGUGGCCCAAGCACAUCAAAAGUGUGCCCAUGGCCCAUGCACUGCUUCUGGAUGUGCUGAAGUGGAGUUGUGAGAUCCCCAUGUCCUUGGAUGUAGCUCAGUACUUGUCUGGACAAGGCCCUGGACAGCUGGAUCUGACUUUGAAGUUAGCCCUGCUUUGAAUGUGUGUGGGCGGGGCGGGGGGAGCUAGAGACCACCAGAUGUCCCUGCCUAAAUUAUCCUAAGAUUCUUGACCUGAAGACUGAAUGGGAGCCAGAGGGUACCACAGAUGUCUCUUGGACUGGGGCUAUACCGGGCUGACAUCUUCGCUUGAGAUCCACUGCUUGUUUCUCUUCCCAGCUACUGUGUGGUGUGUCUCUCGGAUCCUUUACUGGUUUUCUGACAGGCUCCUGUAAUGGUUCUCCCUUUUCCCUCUGACCCCAGGGUUUCUCACAGGAGUAGGUGUGUGUGUCACACAAGGAGUCGGUGUGGCCAAAGCAGUUUUGCUGUAGGGAUCUGCCCUCCAGAGAGUCCUGCUCCUCCCAGGACACCUGCUCACACAGAGCUUAAGCACUGUGGGAUUGGCCUGUCUGGUUCAUCUCCCAGGAGGGGUGCUGGGCAGCUCACUGCAGUACAGGGUGCUGCCCUUUUUCCCUUUCAGGGAUACUUGGUAGUUCCCGAGGGCUCUGCAAGACCAGGCUUUCUGGUUUGGGUGCUGCUUAUUCCAGGCCAUCCCUGGGAGUUAGAGAAGCUGCCUGGUCCUCAGGCAGAUACAGCUGCUUCCAGCAGCUGCUGCAGGGUGCAGCCCUGUAGUACAUGGAGUUUUGAUAUACUUGAAGCAUUCAGAUCAUUUUAAAGGCUGGGGAAUUCUGCUUGCCUUUUUUUCUUGUACUGUGUCUUUUUUGGGAUAUGAUGCCCCAGAAACCCACAUUAAACUUUUCCUGAGUGGA